AUGGCCUUCCCAACCUACACCAAGACCUUCCAUACCACAACAUACCCUUCCAUCUCGCCAACCCGGAAAGAACUCUCCACGGCCGGAAAGGUAAUCCUCAUCACAGGAGGGGGAUCGGGAAUUGGAUCUCGGAUCGCCCACGCGUUUGCAGCCUCGGGCUCAACAUCCAUCGCCAUACUAGGUCGUACCGAGACCUCCCUGAUCUCCACGAAGGAGUCCAUCGAAGCCCAGCACCCAGGUGCAAAGGUCAUGGCCCUCGUAGCCGAUAUCGUAGACCGCACCGCCGUCCAUGCAGCAUUUGAUGAAGUGAAGAUCAUCUUGGGUCCAAUCGAUAUUGUGGUCAGUAACGCAGGGCACAUGCCCAGUGGCUCAUCCAUAAGCACCGCAGAUGUGGACGAGUGGUUCCAUGGGAUGGAGGUAAACGUGAAGGGGAAUCUCAUCCUCGCCCAAGCUUUCCUAGCCAACGCUGCGAAGAAGCCGGUGUUGAUUAACGUCAGUGCUGCGGGUGUUCAUAUCCCAGCUUUGCCCGUGCCAUUGAGUGCGUAUGUGGUGAGCAAGGCAGCGGUGGUGAAGUUGGUGGAGUAUUUCGCCGCAGAGAAUCCGGGUGUGAGGGUUAUGAAUGUACAUCCCGGGGCCAUUGACACGGGCAUGGCGAAGAGGGCUAAGGAUGCUGGGUUGGAGCUUCCGUUUGAUGAUAUUGAGUUGCCGGCCUCCUUUAUGGUUUGGGCUGCUAGUCCGGAGGCAGAGUUCUUGAGGAACAAGUAUAUGUGGGCUAACUGGGAUGUGGAUGAGCUGAAGGCUCAGAAGGAAGAAUUAGUGUCUUCCCCACAACUGACUAUUGGUCUCCUUGGGUGGCCGUGA
Messenger RNA from Venustampulla echinocandica, 861 nucleotides. RefSeq lists its product as uncharacterized. Gene Ontology annotation, cellular component: cytosol. The record is from RefSeq and is a predicted model, not a curated record. The coding region runs from base 1 to 861 and encodes 286 amino acids. Gene Ontology annotation, molecular function: oxidoreductase activity. The transcript has 3 exons. Lineage: Eukaryota; Fungi; Ascomycota; Leotiomycetes; Helotiales; Pleuroascaceae.